This is a messenger RNA of Strongylocentrotus purpuratus (purple sea urchin), 2594 nucleotides long. RefSeq names its product muscarinic acetylcholine receptor M2. Gene Ontology annotation, biological process: G protein-coupled receptor signaling pathway. Gene Ontology annotation, molecular function: G protein-coupled receptor activity. Gene Ontology annotation, cellular component: membrane. The record is from RefSeq and is a predicted model, not a curated record. The transcript has 2 exons. NCBI's taxonomy places the organism in Eukaryota, Metazoa, Echinodermata, Echinoidea, Camarodonta, Strongylocentrotidae. The coding region runs from base 103 to 1398 and encodes 431 amino acids.
UGUCAGUCCUCACGUUGACACCAAUUUCACCACAAGCUACAGUUUCCUUCUCUUCAUGUUAUUAUUCUAGAAGAGGAAUCGACGACGAAAGACGAAAUAAUUAUGGAAGGUCAUACUAUUAUCCCAACAACCAUGGACAUAAGCACUAUCAGGAGUAGCGAUACGGAUCUCUUUGUGUUUGAAGAUUACAACCAGCGCAUUGCUAUAGCCACUAUCCUCUGUAUCGUCUUCCUUGUGGGAUCCAUCGGCAACACACUCGUCAUCGCCGCCGUAGUCCUAUCCCGUAAACUCCGAUCAUCCACCAACUGGCUCGUCGUCAACUUGGGCUGUUCCGACCUUCUCACAUGCCUCUGUCUCCCGUUUAAUGUUGUCGCCAUGCUAAGUCGUGACGGAUGGCCUUUGCCAGGUUGGAUCUGCGCAGCCAAUUCGGCCGUGACAUGGAUCUGUCUGGGUGCCAGUGUCAUGACGCUGGCCCUCAUUGCCUUUAACCGCUGGUACCUGCUGACAAAGUCUAGUAUACACUUCCAGAAACUCUACACUACUAGAAACAUAUGCUUCAUGGUGCUUAGCGCUUGGCUGUAUCCAGCUCUUUUGGUUCUGGUACCUCCCUUUGCUGGGUUGGGCCGACUGGGAUAUUCUCACGAGUACAAGGUAUGCUCGCAGGAUACGUCAAUUCCUAACUCAGACUUAUAUAGCCUCAUAGCCGGGGUUUCCAUCAUCCUCCCUGUGUUCAUUGUUGUCGUUUUUAUCUACGUUCUGAUCUAUCUCUUCGUUUCCAGACAAAGUAAAAAGAUGAACCAGCUCAAAAAGGCAGAAGCACCCCAAAGGCGUGGCAAUGACAAUGUCAACUUUAACAUUAGCUCAUCAGAGGUUCCCUCGAAUGAACCGAGCACAUCUGAAGAGACAAUCACACAAAGCUGUUUAACCUCAAACCUUCACACAUCACAAACUACCGAAACAAAGAUCACAUUAAAUGAAGAGGGCAAAUUUACAGCAAUUGAGAAUUUACCAAAAAACACAUUCCUUGAAGUUUCUGAGAAUGAAUCUUCAGGAAGUACCAAAGCUAAUCAGAAGCGUCCAAGAUUCUUUAAGAAAAAUUCGCCUAAUAACAAGGCAAAACCACACCUGAACAAGUACAAUGUCACGGUUACGAAAAGACUUGCCAUAGUGGUGCUAGCCUUCUUCAUCUGCCUGCUCCCAUUUGGUGUUAGUGUUGUCGUUCCGCCGAGUGAUCCGGGCGUCCCUUGGACAGGCCUGAUGUUGACCUUCAACAGUUGCGUCAACCCUCUGAUUUAUGCCAGGACGAUGCCAGAGUUCCGCAAGGUGAUGCUAGCCAUCAUUCGCUGUCGCCUAAAGGACAUCCCGGAGCUAAUCGCAAGCGUCCGUCGCUUCCGUUGAUGGAAUUGGACCAUCCAAGUAGAUCCACCGAAAACCUACGAGACAGUUCCAUAGUCAGAUAUUGUCAGCCGCGUGAGCUAUAGCCAAAGAAUUGAAGAAACAAAUAAUUCGAGAUAGGUAAAAAUCUGAUAUCAAUUAUACCAUGAACAGGACUUUCUCGUCAUCACCAUGCAUGAUCCACAAAAAUAAUACAGCCCUGCAUGCAUUUAUUAAGGAAGGGAAACCAGACCAUUCUGAAGCAUUUAAAGAAGGAAAGAAAAGGAAGUGUGUGAUUAAAAAAACGAAAACGUUUGGGUGCAUAUUAUAGAUCACAACAACAACUUUGUAAAAACAAACUUUAUAAUUAUCACAGAGACAGAGUAAUGCUUGAAAUCGCAGCAUAAAUGCCUAUUAAGAAAGUACUGUUAAGAUAUUAUACCCCUUCAGUAAAUACAUAGAAUUAAAUAGAAAAUACAUAACCACUGAUAAUAAUUGUUAAAUAGUUGACGCGACGGAAUGACUACCAUUUGAGAGGAAAACAUUAACACCCCUGAUUUAAUGAAAUUAACGAAAAGAGUGGAAUUUACAAAAUGUAUAUCAAUGUUUGACUAUCUAUUAUGAACGUAAAAUGACAAUUUUACGUGCCACUUAUACACGGACGGACAGGUGUCUUUUAUUUGAGUUUGGUAGUAGUUCUUUUUUAAGUGGUGAAAUAUAGAAAUAGAAAAUCAUUCAAUAGUUAAAGCGUGUUUUGUCGUGAUUUUGUUCCCCAUCAAUGCAUUCUUCGGUCAUGAUAUUGUAAGUACAAAUAAUUUGUUUUAUUACAAUUAAAGAGCAAAUAUUUAACCCAGAGGCAAAAAAUAUUCAUUCGGUCUCAAAAUUCUCCCCCGUAAUGGGUUAACAACAGAGAUCAAUAAUAACACAAUUUCCUCGGUAUCAAAGUCCUCUACAUUUGCGAAGAGGAAAAUGAGGUCGGAUCGUAGAACAUAGCUUAAUGUUGAAACACCCGAAACUCAAAGUUGUCAGUAAUUCAUAGAAACGUCUACAUACUAAUGGCACAAAGAUACUUCUUGUUUAGCGGUUUUAAAAAAACAUAAUUCAAUGCACAUUUUUAGAAGAAAAAAUCGUUGACAAUGUUGUUUAGGUCGUGUUACUUUCUGCCCAUUCUACAUGUAUAUGUAUGUAAGUAAUGGAGCUCUCACACUCUGCCGUGUAGG